Molecule: messenger RNA, 537 nt
Organism: Colias croceus (clouded yellow)
Lineage: Eukaryota; Metazoa; Arthropoda; Insecta; Lepidoptera; Pieridae
Product: granzyme K-like
Exons: 2
Coding region: 1-537 (178 amino acids)
Biological process (GO): proteolysis
Molecular function (GO): serine-type endopeptidase activity
Source: RefSeq, a predicted model, not a curated record
AUGGAUGGCAAAAAGACACGCUACAAUGUGCUUUAUAUGAUAGCCCAUCAAAGUUUGAGGAGAGGUAUGAAGAAUGGUGCAAAUGACAUAGGGCUUAUGAAGAAUGAGGAAGUAAAACAUGUGACUUACGCCAAAUUAAGCGCGGUGGAUUACACGACGUUUAUCGGGCUAGAGGCCCUGUCUGUUGGUUAUGGGCUGAUGAACACAGAUAAUGGUUUGGAAGCAGCGUCGUCGGGUAAUAAUACUUUGCAGAUCCUUGAAGUGAUGUUCACUAAAUGCAUCGACCGCAACCGAUAUGGUAGAAGUCCAGCGAUGUGCACGACUCCAAAAUGUGGCGCAAAGAAUUCUAUAUGUCCAGGUGAUUCUGGCGGACCAAUCAUACACAAAUCGGGUGUAGUUGCCGUCCAUUCUACUGGCGUAAAAUGUCAAAGUCCAUAUUAUUCACCACGCCAAUUUCGAAGAAAUUUAGGCGUUGCUGUACCAGUGAGUCCGUUUUUCAGUUGGAUUUUGGAACAAAUGAGACUUGGAAGUGUUUAA